AGAAGCUGGUUUUAUUAAUAUUCUAAAACCAAUAUAAAACAUGGCGCAGUCGUUGUAGUAGUUUGAUGAACGAAUAAUUAUAGUUGAAGAAAAUGGAUAUCAAACCGCCGAGAAAGUUUAGUUUUGAAGGAAAUGUGCAGGAAAAUUUCACAAAAUUUAUACGUCAAUUUGAAGUUUAUAUGUUGGCAAGUGGUGGAAGCCUAAAAGAGGAUCCAGUAAAAAUUGCCAUACUCCUUAAUGUGUUGGGAGAAGAGGGUAUUGAAAUAUACAGUAACUUUGAGUUGACAGACGCACAGAAGAAAGUAUAUAAAACGGUCGUGGAAGAGUUUAUGAAGUAUGUUAAUCCUAGGAAAAGCAUAGUUUAUGAAAGAUUCUUGUUUUACAAUCGAAAACAAGAGUGUGGUGAAUCUUUCGAUCAUUUUGUGAAUGAUUUGAGGACUGCAGUUAAGAGAUGUGAAUUCAAAGACUCCGAAGAAAUGCUACGAGAUAGGAUAAUCUUUGGAAUAUCUGACAAAGAAGUACAGCAAAAGUUAAUUGUUAAAGGAAGUGUCACCCUGGCAGAUGUGGUCACCAUGUGUAGAACAAAUGAAGCAGCCAAGGGCUAUAUACAGACGGUGCAGACAGAAGGAGCGAAAGCAGUGGAAGUACUCCAGAAGAAGAAUGCAAGUUCAGAAACUUAUAAGAAGAAACAGCAAGACGAUAGUCAGAAGAAACAAGAAACAGUAACGAGAUUUUUGUGUACCAGGUGUAAAACAAAGCAUUGUGUUCGUAAUUGUCCUGCCUUUGGAAAGAAGUGUCACCGGUGUGGUAAAAUGAAUCACUUUAAAAUUUGUUGUAGAGUUAAGGAAGUUAGAGAAGUUAAGAAUGACGAGUUCACUGCGGGUGGUUCAGAAGCAACGCUUAUGGUGGAAGGCGUUAAGAAAUAUUGUUCGGGUGUUAACAGUGUUAGCAAAGCGUGGUAUGAAGAUGUAAAAUUAUGCGGUUCUGUUGUGAAAAUGAAAUUAGAUACUGGGGCGGAGGUUAACACAAUUCCAGAAAAGUUAGUAAGGCAACUCAAAUGUAUGAAUAAGAUAGUCAGGGACACAAAAAUGUUGUUAGAGUCAUGGGGAGGAUAUAAAAUUAAGCCUUUAGGAUUUAUUGACUUGGACUGUACUGUUAAAGAACAUGAUGUUAUUGAAGCUAUGUAUCAACUCAAACCUAAAUAUACGGCUGGUCCAGACAAAAUACCGGCAUUAAUCAUCAGAGAAUGUGGUGAGAGUCUGGCUAGACCUUUGAAAGUUUUGUUUAAUUUAUGUCUGGGAAGUGCUUCUUUUCCGGAUAUGUGGAAAGACGCUAAAGUGGUUCCGAUAUUCAAAUCUGGCGAUAAGACUUGGGCACUUUGUAAAUUUCCUGUUGGACCUCAAUCCGACACGCUAAAAACUGAGGAGAGCUCGAUCGCCAUAAUCAGAGCCAUCGAUUCGGUUCACCAAAACAGAUAG
Messenger RNA from Zophobas morio, 1478 nucleotides. RefSeq lists its product as uncharacterized. The coding region runs from base 93 to 1478 and encodes 461 amino acids. The transcript has 3 exons. Lineage: Eukaryota; Metazoa; Arthropoda; Insecta; Coleoptera; Tenebrionidae. The record is from RefSeq and is a predicted model, not a curated record.